Adineta steineri is the source of this 1020-nucleotide messenger RNA. The record is from the annotation of a GenBank genome assembly. Lineage: Eukaryota; Metazoa; Rotifera; Eurotatoria; Adinetida; Adinetidae.
AUGUCAACAUCAUCAAUAUCUGAUGGAAUUCUUCAAUUUGCUACACAAUAUUCACUCUAUACUGGUUAUAUUACAUUUAGUUUUGGAAUUAUUGGUAAUGUGUUGAAUCUUCUUGUUUUUACUCAACUGAAACAAUUUCGAACUAAUCGAUGUGUCUUUUAUAUAACUAUUGAAUCAAUCUCCAACUUAGUUUAUCAGUUUUUAUCUAUUACUCUGACUAUUUUAACAUCUAUAUAUGGAGACGAUGCAACAGGACGUUCUUCAAUGUGGUGUAAAUUAAGAUAUAUAUUGUUACAAAUAUGUGCACUCACUACUUAUUCCAUGGUAUGUUUUUCUGCUGUUGAUCAGUUCUUUUCAACGAAUCAUCGUUUCAAUGUAAGACAAAUGUGCACAUUGAAACUAGGUCGAUAUUUUGCGUUUAUAUUCAUUUGUUUUGCGAUCAUUCAUAGCAUUGCACUUGGCUCUUCUUACAAUAUUCAACCAACAUUGGGAUGUGUUCUAUCGAAUUAUGUAGCGGUUCAGUAUUCAACAUAUUUCUUUUUUCCAAUUUUAAUCGGUCUCCUACCUAUUGUGGUUGCUUCAUCAUUUAGUAUCUUAGCUUAUCAUAAUGUUCGUCAUAUAGUUCGACGACAAUUACCAAUUGUUCGUCGUAAACUAGACAAACAAAUAACAGCAAUGGUUCUUAUGCGUGUGAUAGCCUUCGUUUGUUUGACACUAUCUUUUAAUGCUUAUCGUAUCUAUACCAUUAAUUUUCCUACAUCACAAAGUAUGCCUAUGGCAUAUGCAAUUAGUCGAUUAACUCAGGCAAUUUUUAUUUCUAUCAACAUUAUCAAUUAUAUGAUCAGCUUUUAUAUUUUCAUAAUAUUCUCAUCACGUUUUCGUCGUCAAGUAAAACUUGUUCUAGUAAGAAAAUAUUGGCAACGGUGGAAAUAUUGGUGUUGUUACAUAAAUAAUCGAAUUGAAUCUGACAACAAUAUUGAAAGACCCAAUUCACAAAUGGAAUCUGAAGAAAAACUUUAA